CCAGGUCAACCCACCAACAGCAAGACUUCUUUCCAUAGGUAUAUGCAAUGCCAGGCGCACCACCAGCAAACUUCCUGCUUCUGCAAAGACAUCGUACAUUGCAGCUUACUUGGUCAAUUUGCAGACGUCAAACCAGGAACAUUUCGACUGCAAACAUUGUGCCAUUGAGAAUACAAAAAACGACCACGGAUCGAACAAGCUCAGAUUGGACGGCUGCGACCAGGCCAUUAUUGCUUAAGAACCACCACUCCAUUUACACUACUCAUCGCGCGACCGAGAGAGCAACCGUCCGAUACUUCAGAACCACCGGAACGAUGGCCAGCGACGAGUCAUACAUGGACUUUCUGAACAAGGCGAACGAGGACCCUUCUGCGGGCAAGGCAAACAACGCAGAGACGACGAGCAGCAGCGACUUUAGGAGCACCGAGUCUGGGACUGAGACGCCAGCUGUGCUAGUCAAGGCUACAAAGGAUGCUUUCUACAUGAGUGAGGCAGACGAGCCGUUUGUGCCGGUGGCACUGGGCUGGGAGAAGGGAUUGCCAAAUGAAGAGGAAUUCGCCAAGUUGAUACAUCACUGGGAUGCCGCCAACGCCCAGGUGGAGAUCAUGGACCCGGCGGAUUGGGACACACAGGGACAGUACAAUGAUCUGCUGGAGGCGGUAAGGGAGGCGGGUAAGGGCAACGAUGUUAGGGUGUACCGAGUGCCGGGGAAGAAGUCGUCGCGGGUCGAGUACUGGCUUGUCACAACGACAGGGGAAAAACUGGUUGGCGCCAAGGCACUUUCGAUUGAAAGCUAGGCCAGAGGUUACGGUCAGGUUGAGAUGUAGGAUAAUAUGAUACGGGAAAUCUAGCCAGCUUGUGAAAUGAAACUAUAAUAAAUACUUUGCAUCCGA
Messenger RNA from Pyricularia grisea, 893 nucleotides. RefSeq lists its product as uncharacterized. The record is from RefSeq and is a predicted model, not a curated record. NCBI's taxonomy places the organism in Eukaryota, Fungi, Ascomycota, Sordariomycetes, Magnaporthales, Pyriculariaceae. The transcript is spliced from 2 exons. The coding region runs from base 48 to 797 and encodes 249 amino acids.